Scomber japonicus (chub mackerel) is the source of this 2274-nucleotide messenger RNA. RefSeq names its product rho GTPase-activating protein 22 (gene arhgap22b). Gene Ontology annotation, biological process: signal transduction; activation of GTPase activity. Gene Ontology annotation, molecular function: GTPase activator activity. Lineage: Eukaryota; Metazoa; Chordata; Actinopteri; Scombriformes; Scombridae. The record is from RefSeq and is a predicted model, not a curated record. The transcript has 11 exons. Bases 1 to 2274 code for a protein of 757 amino acids. Gene Ontology annotation, cellular component: focal adhesion.
AUGACAACCAUGCUGAGCCCAAAGAUCAGACAGACCAGGAGAGUUUAUGCUUCCAUAAAAACACAGACUGCCAUUAUGGCCAGGUCCAAGAGCAUGGUGAUGGGCGAGGUAUCUCGGGGGCCAUGCCGACCGGCUUCUCCCAGCCUUCAGGAGGGGGCGCUGAAGGCAGGCUGGCUGAAGAAGCAGCGUAGCAUCAUGAAGAACUGGCAGCUGCGGUGGUUCGUGCUGCGCUCAGACCAGCUCUUCUUCUACAAAGACGAGGAAGAAACCAAACCACAGGGCUGUAUAACUCUGCAGGGAUGCCAGGUGAAUGAGCUGACAGCUAACCCAGAUGAACCAGGACGACACCUUUUUGAGAUUGUACCAGGUGGAACAGGAGACAAGGACCGCGCACCAAUCAGCCAUGAAUCAUUCCUACUUAUGGCAAACUCCCAGACAGAUAUGGACGACUGGGUCAAAGCCAUACGCCGGGUCAUCUGGGCACCAUUUGGAGGAGGGAUAUUUGGCCAGCGUUUGGAGGACACGGUGCAGUAUGAGAAGAAGUUCGGACCCCGGCUGGCACCCCUGCUGGUGGAGCAGUGUGUGGACUUCAUCAGGGAGAGGGGCUUGGAUGAGGAGGGUCUCUUUCGAAUGCCAGGACAGGCCAACCUCGUCAAAGAGCUGCAGGAGGCCUUUGACUGUGGUGAUAAGCCUCUGUUUGACAGUAAUACAGAAGUCCACACGGUGGCAUCAUUGCUGAAGUUGUACUUGCGAGAGCUGCCUGAACCUGUCAUUCCCUUCUCCAAAUAUGAAGACUUUCUAUCCUGUGCACAGCUUUUGGUCAAAGAUGAGGAGGAGGGGGUCCAGGAGCUUGGAAGACAAGUUAGCACUCUACCUCUACCUAACUACAAUCUCCUCAAGUACAUAUGCAAAUUCCUUGAUGAGGUCCAAUCCCACUGUAGUGAGAACAAAAUGAGUGUCCAGAAUCUCGCCACAGUAUUUGGACCAAAUAUCCUUCGACCCAAGGUGGAGGACCCAGUCACUAUCAUGGAAGGUACCUCUAUGGUCCAGCACCUGAUGACAAUCCUCAUUAGGGAACACAACCGUUUGUACUCAGGGAGAGACCAGGAAGGAUCCACUGUGCCCCAAACAGAGCUCCCUGUCCAGGGACAUCAGCUCCAACAUCGCAGCCUGGGAGCCUGGAUCUCCGAGGAGGACCUUCACAACUCCCCAGUCUCCAACCCUGACCAAGAACUGCACAGCAGUGCAUCAUCUCUAGAUGCCAAACUGUGUGCAGCCAUCACACCCACCCAGACUCCUAACCCAAACCCUGGACCAAAACUGGGGUCUCCGUCAGGGAAGGGCGAUACCGUGGUUAGCCCAAGUAAACAAGCUAAGACCAUACCUUCCUGGAAAUACACUUUCAAAAGCUCCUCAGCGCCUCGUUCCCAGCCACAAACUAAGCAAAGCAGUGGCGGUUCUGUGGCAGACACUACCAGUGUAUCUUCUGGUGGAGGUGGAGGUAACUGGCUCAUGAACGGUUUGUCCUCCUUGAGGGGACACCGCCGCACCUCUUCAGGUGAACGGUCUGCCCGGGACCGCGACUCGACCGGCUCUUCUCAAAGACUGUCCACCUAUGACAAUGUCACCUCCUCGUCCAGCAUGGGGAGUGUUCCAAGUGUAGCCAGCACACCUUGGUCCACUUCCUCCUGCGAGAUCUCCGUCCCUGACUCUGGUAGCAGUGAGCCCUCAGCUAACCAGAUCUGUGGAGUAGGGGGUGAAAGUGGGGAAAAAGGGGAGUGGAUGGAGAGUCAGAGGGAGAUUGACAGAGGAAGGGAUGGGGGUAUGACGACAGACCCAAGCUCUGAGCAGGACAGUUGCGAGGCCAUGGAGCUGUGCAGCAGCAGUGCAGCAUGCAGUGAGAACGGACACAUGGCCAUGGCAGCUGGGGUGCCAUCCAUUAUCAUGUCUGAGGAUGGAGACGGGACAAGUGUAACACUGAGUAGUCUGGUCGAGGGUCUGAAGGACGAGUUGAGGAAACAGAAGACUACAUAUGAGGCCAGGAUCCAAAAGUUGGAGGAUUCCAGUGCUGCUCUGUGUGCACAGAUGGAGCGUUUAGAACAGGAGAUGGAGCAGGAAAGGAAGAAGCAACGUAUGCUGGAGAUCAAACUGCGAAACUCUGAGCGGGCACGUGAGGACGCGGAGAACCGUAACCGGCUUCUGGAAAAGGAGAUGGAGGAUUUCUUUUCCACACUCGGAGAUCUGGCCUUGGGUGCGAGGACUAGCGACAUUUGA